UCCCGCGACACUGACGAGACUCACGUUUUCCUGCUGUGACCUCUCCGUCUCUCGUUAUUCGAGUCUCUUAAUAUUAGUUUAAAUGAAAGCCAGUGAAACUCGACGAGAAACGAGCUAAACUCCCUAACAACUUUACCGUGCACUGCAGCGACGUGUUAGCCGCACAUUCAYCUAAGCUAACCGGACAACCAGGAGCGAGUUUAAGGGACGAGACAUGGCUACAAUCGAGGAGCUUUCCCCGUCUGCUUCGGGCCCGGUGUCUACACGACCCCUAGAAGACGAGAUAGACGARGAUGAAGAAGAAGACCUGGAUGAGACCCUGGUGGAGAGGUUGUGGGGCCUGACAGAGAUGUUUCCUGAGUCGGUGCGCUCCGCUGCUGAGGUUUCUGCUCAGUGCUCAGUGUCGAUGCUKAAGAAGUUUUAUAGCUUUUCCCGCUCUGCGCUCUGGGUGGGCACUACCUCCUUCAUGAUACUGGUUCUUCCUGUAGUGUUUGAGACAGAGAGGCUACAGCUGGAGCAGCAGCAGCUACAGCAGCAGAGACAGAUCCUGUUGGGGCCAAACACUGCUGUUUCUGGGGGGAUGCCGGGCAUGAUGCCUCCUGCUCUUGGCAAGAUGUGAAGAGCAGGAGAGGAUGACCUGAACCUGAGAUCUGCUGCCAGCCACACAGCUGGGCCUUUCACAAGGAGAGACAGGGAGACCACAGAGAAGAGCGACAAAAUGCAGUUUUUAUUUUAACAAAYGCAAAAGCUUCAUUAGGCUCCCUCUAGCAAUCAGAGUAGCUGUGAGGCCUGACUCUGCACUCUCACUGUCUUUUCUUAUUCCCAACAUCAUGCAGAGACUUAUACCCUGCAGCAUUCUUUUUACUGUUAUUAUUCUUUAUUUUAAAUGCUUAUUUCAGCAUAAAUAACCGGUUUGUUAGUGAGAUAUCAAAUAUUGGUGGAUAGAGGAGGAAGUCAGAUGGUUGUCUGGGGUAUGGCUUCUGUUUGGGGGAAAUGUCCAUCUUUGUUUACUUGCUGAUUGCACUCGUACGGAAAACUGAUGGUAGUUACAAAUGACCGAAUUGUGACAAACAGAGCUUGUUGUUGACUGUAACAUCUUCCAAUUCUGUAUUAAAAAUGGCACUCUGAACUCUACYGUGUGGUGUUUUGCCACUUCAUUCAUCACAGUUCUGUUUGGAAUGUGAGUGUGUACGUACAGUGUCGCUCCUUUAAUACCUUCCAUUGUUUUGUUUUUCUGCUAUAAACAUGUUGCCACCAAA
Molecule: messenger RNA, 1259 nt
Organism: Austrofundulus limnaeus
Lineage: Eukaryota; Metazoa; Chordata; Actinopteri; Cyprinodontiformes; Rivulidae
Gene: tomm22
Product: translocase of outer mitochondrial membrane 22 homolog (yeast)
Exons: 4
Coding region: 215-619 (134 amino acids)
Biological process (GO): intracellular protein transport
Cellular component (GO): mitochondrial outer membrane
Source: RefSeq, a predicted model, not a curated record